AUGCCAAGGACUUGUGAGCUGCAGACCCCCCCCCCGGAGGCGGAGGUGCGGGGCGCGGGGCCGCAGCGGGGCUCCCUCUGUGACCGCCGCUGCGCCGCCAUCAACAAUGCCCAGGGCGACCUGGGUGACCUGCCCUCGGGCUCCCACCCCCAUGGCCUCCUCGCCCCCCGCCUGCUGCCCGUCGGCGCCUGCCAGCAGCACUCGGACGAGGCGCUGGCUUGCGAGAGCUGCCCGGGGAAGACCAGGCUGACGGCCGAGAACGUGAUGGAGGCCAACAAGCUCUCCAACAACUACAAGUUCGGCUUCAAGAAGCGGAAGAGCCACGUGACGGCCUGGCCGUGGGAGGACCGCUUGGAGAUCGUGAAGGAGCUCUACUCUGACCUCAACGUCAUCAAGGGCCCCGGAGGCUCCACGGUGACGUGCGGCAAUGUGCUCUACCUGCUGCUCUUCGGCUGGUGGCUGGCGCUGCUCUACCUGCUGGUGGCCGCCGUGAUGUUCCUCACCGUGGUGGCGGCUCCCUGCGGGCGGCUCUGCUGGGACCUGGCCGGCUACUUCCUCUGGCCCUUUGGCAAAGUGAUCCAGCGGGUGGAGGUGACAGUGAGCCCCCGGGCGUCCCCCGAGGCUGCCGGCGCCCAGGAGACUUCGGCCUUGCUCGGCGGCCCGGCGCCCCGCCACUGGCACCCCGUGGACCCCGGCCACCGGCAGCACGCUGCCGCCGUGGCCUGGCUCUGCCUGGGCUACCCGGUGCUGGCACUGGCCCACGAGCUGGUCUGUUUUGUCGCCUGGCUCCUCAUCUUCCUCAUCCCUGUGGCCAAGAUGAGCGCCCGCACGGCCUGCCGGGUGCUGCUGCUGCCCCCGGAGCGGGUGUGCAUCUGGCGCCUGUGCAUGACAGAGGUGCCGCUGGAUGUGGAGGUGAUCCUGUGCUGCUACCGUGCCGUGAACGCCUACUACUACAAGUACGCCGUGGAUGGCAUCAAUGUCUUCACCGUCAACCUGCUGCCGCUGGUGGUGGUGACGCUGGUGCUGGGCUGCGUGGAUGGGCGCAACCGGCUGACGAGCUCACCCCUGAAGUUCGCCCUGGCCCUGCUCUCCAUCAUGCCCCUCUCCUACUACAUCGGCAUGGCCAUCGCCAGCGCCCUGUCUCCAGCCACCUUUGGCUCCAUCACGGAGCUCACCUUCUACAUCACGGAGCUCAUCAAGGGCAUCCGUGAGGGCAACAACUGCUACGAGGAGAUCAUCAAGGCCGCGCUCACUGGCACCCUGGUGGGCUGCGUCCUCCUCGUCCCGGGCUUGUGCAUGGUGAUAGGAGGCAUCCGGCACCAGGAGCAGAGGUUCAACAGCCGCUCGGCGGGCAUCAGCUCGGCUCUGCUCUUCCUCUCCGUGGGAGGCGUCUUCGCCCCAACGCUCUUCUCCAAGGUAUACGGGAAGUUGGUGUGUGGCGAGUGCCACGUCACCCAGAACCUGCUGGGCCGCUACCUCUGCCAGAGCUGCCACUUCGACCUGAUGCAGAACAAUGGCAUGCUCUACUGCAGCCAUGUCCAGCCCCUGGUGUACACAGUGUCCCUGCUGCUCCCCGCCGCCUACCUCAUCGGCCUCUUCUUCACCCUGAAAACUCGCUCGCACAUCUACAACAUCCACAUCAGCGACUGCCACAUGCCCGGCCACCACCACAGCGCUGUGGUCCACUGGUCUCAGUGGAGGGCGCUGGUCAUCCUCCUGCUGUCCAUACUCUGCAUGUCGGCCUGCGCUGACCUGGCCACGGAGCACAUCAGCCCCAUCCUCACCAACUCCACCAUCUCCCAGUACUUCAUCGGGGUCACUGUGCUGGUCAUGGUGCCUGAGCUGCCUGAAAUCGUCAACGACAUCCAGUUUGCUCUGCAGAACAACCUGAGCUUGAGCAUUGAGAUCGGGAACUGUAUUGCUGUCCAGGUGUGCAUGCUGCAGAUACCCAUCCUGGUGCGCUUCACCAUCUUCUACCCCACCAACUUCACAUCGGUCUUCAGUGACCCGCACGUCUAUGCCAGCAUGUUCAGUGUGGUUCUCAUGAACUACGUCUUCAUGAAUGGCAAGUGUGACUACUUCCAAGGCACUGUGCUGGUGAUGGUCUACUUCAUCCUCUUGGCUGUGUAUUUCUUUGCACCUUCACCCAGUAGCUGCUGAGGCCUGGACUCUGCUUUCUCCAGCCCUCCUGCUGGGUCAGCGCCUCGCAGGGCGCAUCUCGUGUCUCAGGGACUUGGCUGGGCUGGCUCCAGUCUGGAAGUGUUGCUUGCGACGAGUCUGCCGCUGUCGUCUCCCCCAGCUCUCGCGGUGGGGUGCAACGGGAAUGUCCAUGCUGGGAAAGGUGGUGGCAGCAGGAGCACUCCUGAACCAAGAAGGAGCCUUAAUGCCAGAGCACUUCACAGAGGUAUUUCCAGCACAUGUGUGUGGAUGGAAGGAAAAUGGUCCUUAGUGGAGGGUCUUCAAGGAGGCUUCCAUGUGGACUUGAGGACAGACCCUUCCCUGGAGAAGUGUUGCACUGGGAGAAGGUGCCGGAGAAGAGUCUCUUGCCCUUCCAAGCUGGAGGCGAUCCCUGCUUCCCCAGGGCCUGAACCCAGGCCUGGAGGGGACUCUCUCCCACAGGAUCACACGAGGCUUUUGGAUGGUACUUGAAACACACCAAACGUUUUCUUGCAGCUGUUUUGUCAUUAAAGCAGUUUUGUACAAACUGGAAAUAA
Messenger RNA from Dromaius novaehollandiae (emu), 2714 nucleotides. RefSeq lists its product as uncharacterized. The coding region runs from base 1 to 2160 and encodes 719 amino acids. The record is from RefSeq and is a predicted model, not a curated record. The transcript has 19 exons. Gene Ontology annotation, cellular component: endomembrane system; membrane. Gene Ontology annotation, molecular function: calcium:proton antiporter activity. Lineage: Eukaryota; Metazoa; Chordata; Aves; Casuariiformes; Dromaiidae. Gene Ontology annotation, biological process: calcium ion transmembrane transport; intracellular calcium ion homeostasis.